UCCUCCGCCCUUAAAUCACUCAGCUACAAAGCAUGAAGGUAUAUUAUUGAAAGAAUACUUUGGCGAAAUGGCAGUGUGUUCUUGUUACUGCAGGGCUUCAGUGGUAAAAUGUUGACUAAGACGAGUAAACUAAAGGACUAGAGCUCAUUGGACAUGUCUGCUGUCGAGAGAAGAGGAGCUCCAGAGCCUCACUGGGAAAACAGUCCUUCCAGAAAUCAGGAUUUCAAGCGUCAUCGGAGGCUUCUGGCUCGGCCCAGGCAUCCCGUCAGCACGAGCACCUGGCCGCCUGACGGCUCCCAGUCUGCACACCACGCGCACAGGGUGACUUCAAUGCUGACAGAAGAAUAAGACAUUUUGUGCGGAAUGAGAGUUUGAUCGCAGGGAGGCGCUCUGCUGUUGUUGUUCCCUGUCUCCCAGUCCCUGCUACUCCACCAUCAUCCACCAUUAAUCCAACACCUCCCCACCAAAACACCCUUCACCCCGACUCUGAAGGACAACAAAGCAAGCCGAGCUCUGUGCCAGCAUCUCCCUCCGACCCUCGUCCUGCUCCAGAGGAAAAAUGUGAAGUUCAGGAGAGGGAGCGACAGCCUGCUGUGGUGUCUAUCACAGAGUCCAACUGGAGGCUUCAUCUCCGGCCUGCUGGACCAGAGCGCUCGCCGUCGCCGGCCUCCACGGCUUCACAUGGUUCUCUCUCAGAUUUUAGUCGUCCACCUUCCAGCUUGUUCAGCCGGAGCACUGACCUCGCCAGUGGCAGGAGCAGUGUCCUGUCCGCAGACAUCAGGGACCUAGAAGGCAGCAUUUGUUCCUCUCCACUCCGGCCAUCUCCGCCUUACUCUCCAGCAGGAUCCAACCCUCGCCGAUCAUCCGCAAAUACUGCGACCACCCCUCAACUCUACGAACCACUCUUUGGUCAAAUCAAACCCCUCUCAACUCGCCCAACGUCUGCCGUCCUUCCUCAGUCAGACAAACCGAUGAGCAGGCUUGAAAGCUCAAAAACAGCAGAAAAUCUCCACCAAGAUGCAUCUUUAGAUCCUGCUCUCAACCCAUCCUUGGACUCCGAUCACGGUGUCAUUACCCUGCCUUUCCCCUCCGCUACUUGGUCUUCCUGCCCAAGUCCACAGAGGACCACUCCCCGCUCAGGGUCAGGACCAAAGCUGACCCCUUCUGCAUCAGUGACUCAGCUGGAAUCCCAUCGCUGGCCUGUCCUGCCCCCUAUCUCCCCUGUCAGAGGACGCUGUGGCACAGCAGCAUCACGCUACUCGGAGCUCAGCUGCAGUCAGUCUCAUGUGUUUGAUGAACUGGAGGCCAUUGCCCCUCGGUCAGCUUCCUGUCCGUCUCUGGACCAGACAUCAGACUCAUCAGGUUCUCCUUCCCCCGAUACAGACGGGGAUGGGCUUAUCUGA
Molecule: messenger RNA, 1403 nt
Organism: Morone saxatilis (striped sea-bass)
Lineage: Eukaryota; Metazoa; Chordata; Actinopteri; Moronidae
Product: mucin-5AC-like
Source: RefSeq, a predicted model, not a curated record